GCACCGGACCGCCUGAUGGGUAAAAAAAAAAAAAGGAAACAGUGGUGCACUCUCUGCUGCGCGCUCCCGACACAUCACUUCGGUCCUGCACUUUACCGUCCCGUCGAGUGAUCCCAAGCAGCCCGCAAGAUGACCAUCAAUACCAUGGCUAAAGGAGGCUGGCACCGGGAGCAAAUGGCAUGCUUUCGAAAGAUGGAGAAAGUGAUUGUGGCCAUGCAGGACCCUGACAUGGGCAUGAAGAUGAGAAACCAGAGGCUCCUCAUCACUAUCAUUCCACACGCCAUGACAGGGCGUGACAUGAUUGCCUGGUUGAUCCAGAAGUACUGUGUCUGUGAGGAGGAGGCACUGCACAUCAGUGGCAUGCUGGUGAGAUACGGCUAUAUAUACCCCCUCAAGGAGCCGAGAUCUCUUGUGUUACGGCCUGACGAGUCGCCCUACCGCUUCCAGACUCCUUACUUCUGGACUAGCACCCGGUGGCCUGCCUCAGAGCUGGACUAUGCAAUCUAUUUGGCAAAAAAGAACAUAAGAAAACAAGGAGAACUGAUGGAAUAUGAAAAGGAGAGGUACAGUGUGUUACACAAGAGGAUCAACCACACCUGGGACUUUGUGGUGAUGCAAGCCAGAGAGCAACUCAGAGCAUCCAAACAGCGGCGGAAGGCUGACCGCAUUGUACUAGAAUGUCAGGAGCAGGCCUACUGGCUCAUCAACAGACCCCCGCCUGGGGCACAUAAUGUGUUGGACAUGGGUCUGGAGAGACCAAAUAACUUCAGCGCACGAGUUACACUGAACAGUGACUACUUCAAAAGUGAGAUCGACACUUAUAGAAGGGCCCUUGGAAGAAACCGUGUAAAGUCAUCCAUCUGCCUAGAAGGUUUUGUGAAAUACAGCGAGCAGUACCUGAACCAUGACCCCAUUAUGCAAGGCUGCCUUCCCAGUAACCCCUGGAUCUCUGAUGACACCGCACAUUGGACAAUGAAUUCAGAAAUGGUACCUACACCGACACGUCUUCGAGUUGAACGUUGGAGCUUCAGCUUCAUGGAGCUCCUCUGUGACGACAUGGGGAGGCGGGAGUUCAUGACCUACCUGGAGAAAGAGUUUAGUGCGGAGAACCUGUGUUUCUGGCAGGCCUGUGAGGAGAUUAGGCACGGAGAAAGUUCCAAGAUCAUAGAGAAAGUGGAAGACAUCUACAAGAACUUCCUGGCUCCCGGAGCUGCCCGUUGGGUCAACAUCGACAGUAAGACGAUGGUUAAAACUCUUGAGGGGAUCAGACACCCGCAUCGUUUCGUCAUGGACGACGCACAAAUGCACAUCUACUUUCUCAUGAAGAAGGACUCUUACCCAAGAUAUCUGAAGUCUGACCUAUACAAGAACAUGCUGGUCAAAGCUAUUGUCCCCCAGGAGACAAAGAAGAGCGUGUUCCCCUUCAUGAGACGCCAGCGGCACUCUAGCCCCUCCCCCGCUCAGGCCGUCGCCCAGACGAUGGACGAAGACGGGCACGCCAAGGGGGCCGGGCAUGCAGGUACCAACUCUGCAGGCGGCUCCCAUGUCUGAUGUCGGGCCAAAAAACAAAAAAAACAAAAACGUGACAAUCUCGGCCUCCAUUGUCUCUGUCGGUCACCAUAGCAACCACCCAAGGAGUUCUCUGCUUUUUCUUUCAAGUCAAGCUGUCUGUGUGAAAGCCACAACGCUUCAACAGUACCAGAGCUAGGACUUCAACGUUAGAGCUUCCUCUCAGAGCACAGGUGUUAAUGCGUACCUCAGCAGCAUCACAUCUUAUUCCCCGAGCACGGGCAGCGAACAGCAGAGAGGAAAAAGAGCUUUUAGUGCUGCGUAGUCAUCCAGCAUCCCAUCCCAUCUCAAACAAUCUGUCCCGUUCUUCAUAUUGACUCCUAAUACCAAGUCUUUUUUUCUCCCUCAGUAGCUUUUAUAUAGAAUCUACUCUGUCUCUCAUAAGCAGGUUUAAACAAAAGCAUUGUUUAUAGAGCAAUUGAGAUGUAAAAUAUGUAUUUAGUCAAAACUUUACCUCAGCAUGUGUACGAUUAUCGUACAGUUUGCUUGUUUUGUUCAUCCCAUGCCGGUCGUCGCUGUUAAUUUUGCUCGAGCAUGUUUUUCAUCCCAAUAAAAUGUCACAACAGCAUUCAGUGUUGUGUUGUGCUCUCAGCGCUGCAUGCCGUGGUGAACUGUGAGUGUGGAUCUGCUUUUAUUCUUUGACUUCCUCUCGCUCCUCUCUGCUCUCUUUCAUUCAUGUGUUCUAUUUCUUUGUAGACGUGGGAUCUAUUUUAAGCACAAAGCCUUUAUAUGGUUUGUUUUAGCAUUUAUUAAACUCCAGAUGUGAAGGUUUUGUAAUGAUGAAGUACUGAGUAGAGUUCAGUCACUCAGCCCAUUUCACAGCUACUUCCAGAAGCUUAAAAACCAGCUGCUAUUUGCAGAAAACAUUUGCUCAGGUCUGUUUCCUACAGUGACAUCUGUCUGCACAUGCUGUUCUCUCUCUCGCUCUCUCUUCCGCUACUGUGUCUGAACUUAGUAACUUCUUUUCACACCUUCCUUCUUCAUCUAAUAACCUUUCGGGUUUUACUUCCCUCCAUUUAGUCCCGAGGGAGCUGCAGUUUCUUUCCUUUUCACUGGACUGGCUCCCUCUACUGGCUGUAUGCAGUCAAAGUAAUACUAGUUUUACUUAUUCCUGUAAAUUAGUGGAUCCAAACCAUUUUGUCUUGUGACCCCUAAAAAUGAACAAUGUCUACCCUUUAGUUAAUAUGAGUUGUGAGCAGUUCAACCACCAUUUUAUUUAAAGGGGAACUACGCCCAUUUUCAAAAAUCAUACACUUUUAUUCCUAUGAUCUAAGACAGUCCGAAAACUAGAAAAACUCUUAACUAGGGUUAUCAUAGGGUAUAAAGUGAACAGUGAAUGGGAGACUGAUUUUGAGAACCCACAGGGUGUUUAGUCAGUUGUGAAACAGAAAAUGUUCCCAUAUACUUAUUAUAUUAUGUAGUCAUUGUCUGUGGAU
Messenger RNA from Sebastes umbrosus (honeycomb rockfish), 3005 nucleotides. RefSeq names its product regulator of G protein signaling 11 (gene rgs11). The transcript is spliced from 17 exons. Bases 130 to 1551 code for a protein of 473 amino acids. The record is from RefSeq and is a predicted model, not a curated record. Lineage: Eukaryota; Metazoa; Chordata; Actinopteri; Perciformes; Sebastidae. Gene Ontology annotation, biological process: G protein-coupled receptor signaling pathway; regulation of G protein-coupled receptor signaling pathway; intracellular signal transduction.